Molecule: messenger RNA, 6156 nt
Organism: Siniperca chuatsi (mandarin fish)
Lineage: Eukaryota; Metazoa; Chordata; Actinopteri; Centrarchiformes; Sinipercidae
Product: solute carrier family 45 member 4-like
Exons: 13
Coding region: 828-3302 (824 amino acids)
Biological process (GO): transmembrane transport
Cellular component (GO): membrane
Molecular function (GO): sucrose:proton symporter activity
Source: RefSeq, a predicted model, not a curated record
AUGAGAUUGAUGAGUGUAGUAAACCAGAUGGUCAUUCAGUUAGCUGGCAAUGGUUAGCCAGAUUGCUAACCCAAACCGAGUUUUGCUGUCACGUUAUCGAAAAUGUACGUAAUGCGGAAUUGGUUUUACUUUACCUUAGCGGAAUAAAAUCUCAGGUUGCUAUGUGACUCAGUGGAUCUUUGCCAAGGAGUUUCCACAUGCUUUGAACCCCACCUUGCCCGGAAGUGCACUUACAUACGUACACACAGAUUUCUGCUGACCUACACUCAAAUCUUACACAGUCAAAUACUGCAUGCACACAACCUCCAACACAAACUGACCAGCCACAGAAAACACAUUCACAGACCUAUUCUAACCUAUUUGAAUCCUUCUCACAGCAACUGGAACCCAUAACACACAUAUAGCCACCCCUCUUCUCCCACCUCUUCUGAAUUUUGAAUCUGUGCAAGCCACCGUGAGGAACACCACCGCUCUAACACUAAGCUACUGAGCCAUGCCAACUGGUCACAUAUCAGCAUGAUGGACACAGGAUAAAAUGUAUGGAAUAACCACAUCAAUGUUUUGGACACAUUGUUAUUCCUGCCUCCUCCUCAAUUAUUUGCAAUUCUUUGCAAUUGAACCCAGAAGGUGCUGACCACCAGAGAUGCUUGUUGAUUAAUCUCUCUGGAUAUCUUCUGCUUCUUAUACAGUUAGUGAUCAAGAUUCAAACCAUGGACAUUACAUGUUGUAAUAGUAUAUAAUAACAAGUACAGUUCUGCUUACAUAUAUAGGAAAAUAGUAGCAAUAAGUGGUAUACACUGUUAUAUACCAACCUUUCGGAAAAAUAAAUGGUUCCUCUGAAGUCAAAACAGACUGUAAUGGGAGGAAAAACAGAGGAGAGGGAGGCUUUUAGCCUUCUGGAGAAGAGGAAACCCAAGGAAGAAGCAGAAGAGAGUGAGAAGGAGGAGGAGGGCAGAGGUAUGCAGAUCCCUCUGCAUCGCUGGGUAAUGCACGGGGCAGUGAUGUUUGGACGUGAGUUCUGCUACGCCAUGGAAACAGCUCUGGUGACACCAGUGCUGCUGCAGAUAGGUCUUCCUGAGCAAUAUUACAGUCUAACCUGGUUCCUCAGUCCUAUCCUGGGUCUUGUCUUCACACCUGUGAUUGGCUCAGCCAGUGACCGAUGUACUCUGCGAUGGGGCCGCAGAAGACCAUUCAUUCUGGCCCUGUGUGUAGGUGUGCUGCUGGGAGUGGCACUGUUUUUGAAUGGGUCAUUAAUAGGCCUUUCCAUUGGUGAUAGUUCCAGCAGCCAGCCAAUUGGCAUCGUCCUCACUGUAGUAGGUGUGGUGGUGCUGGACUUCUGCGCUGAUGCCUCUGAGGGACCAAUCAGAGCUUACCUUCUUGAUGUGGCUGACACCGACGAGCAAGAUAUGGCUCUGAAUAUUCAUGCAUUCUCUGCUGGGCUCGGCGGGGCAGUGGGCUACAUGCUGGGUGGUCUAGACUGGACUGGCACAGCUCUGGGCCAAGCAUUUAAAUCACAGGAACAGGUCCUCUUCCUGUUUGCAGGCAUCAUCUUUAUUAUCUCUGUUAUAUUACACAUGCUCAGUAUCCCCGAGCAACCUUUCGCUCCAUCCAACCAUCUUAAAGUGACAGGAAGUGGAGAGUCUACCAGCCAGUUGUCUUUCAAGCCUGUUGGCCACAUGCCAACUUUACUUGAUGUGAUUGCAGAGGAGGAUGCUUCUGCUCAAGCCCCAUCCCGAGAGGACAACAAAUCAGAUUCUGAGGACGCAGAAAUGGACUUCCUUGCUGUGGAGCGAAUGCGGAGUAAAAGCGAUUCAGUCUUAGCCAUGCCAGAUGCUACAAUCGAGUUGGAUUUUGACCUCGACCCAGACUCACACCUUUUCCUGCCAGAGGUGCAUCACUUUCUACCAGAGUUGCAGGGAGAGCUAGAAGAUGUUUUCAAGCUAUCGGCCCACAGUAUUGGGUCCUCGUCUCCUUCUGGUGGACCACCUACCCUUUCUGAUGGGAUGGUGGUCUUAGAGCCUGAGCUUAAGAUACCAACAAACGGUCCUCCUUCUCUCCUUCAGAUCAGUUUUGGCUCAGAGAACUCACAUCUGAAAACACAGCAGGUCAAGGCUGUCAAUGGUAUCAAUGCUGGCUUGUCCUCCUCUGACCACUCCAAUGCAAUGAAAGCCCAUGCCUCCACUAGGCUGGUGAACCGCCCCUCCAGCACCUCAGUGUCAUCACGGCCACACCCACACACCUUCUACAGACAACCAUCCUUUACUUUCUCCUACUACGGACGAGUGGGAUCACAGCGCUAUCGAUUGCGACGGACAGCACCUUUGAGCCCUCAGCUAAUCACCACCUCCCGCAGUCUGAAUGAUCUGAGUGACCUCCAGCAAUGUGCAGAUAGGCGGGAGUUGCAACUGUCAGCCAGCAGUCUGUCAUCUGAGGGCUCCAGCAGUGAGGGAAGACCAGACAAGGGUACAACUGUUCGACUGCUCUGGUUAUCCAUGUUGAAGAUGCCGAGGCAGCUGUGGAGAUUGUGUGUGUGUCACCUCCUCACAUGGUUCUCUAUCAUAGCUGAAGCUGUGUUUUAUACCGAUUUCAUGGGGCAAGUCAUCUACCACGGAGACCCCACGGCACCAUCCAAUUCCACAGAGCUACAAAACUAUCACAGAGGAGUACAGAUGGGCUGCUGGGGACUGGUGGUCUAUGCUGCUACUGCUGCUGUGUGUUCUGCAAUCCUUCAGAAGUACCUGGAUAAUUUUGAUCUCAGCAUUAAGGUUGUCUACAUCUUUGGAACUCUGGGAUUCUCAAUAGGAACCGCUGUCAUGGCGAUCUUCCCUAAUGUCUAUGUUGCCAUGGUGAUGAUCAGUGGCAUGGGCAUCAUCUCCAUGAGUAUCUCUUACUGUCCCUAUGCAUUACUCGGCCAGUACCAUGAAAUCAAAGAGUACAUUCAUCACAGUCCAGCAAACACUAGAAGAGGUUUUGGUAUUGACUGCGCUAUCUUAUCCUGCCAGGUCUACAUCAGCCAGAUUUUGGUUGCGUCGGCCCUUGGAGCUGUGGUAGAAGCAGUUGGCAGUGUGCGUGUUAUUCCUGCAGUAGCCUCUGGGGGCUCCUUCCUUGGCUUUCUAACUGCCUGUUUCCUCGUCAUUUAUCCUGACGUGGAGCCCAGCAGCUCAGAGCAGGACCAGGACUUGGUGGGUUUACCUGGAGAUUCAGACCCAAGUGGAGAAAGCACCAGUGACCAGAGGUUGGCUCUGCUGAACCUCACAGAUAGAGAUAGUUUGAAGAAGACAGAGAAUCACUCUGUUGCCUGAGCAUUAACAUGGAAAGAAUCGUUUAGGUUUAUCCUCACUAAGCACAAGCCACAGCAUGUGGGGAUUAUAUCAAAUGCAUCUGAUUUAUGAAUUAGACGGUCUGUGCAUUUCUGAAGGAGGAAAGACGACGAAAGUGGGGAAAACAUGGCACAAAGUUGACCGUGCCAUCUACAGAAAUCUGGGUGGGAUGGAUUUGGUUAGAUUAUCUUCUUGGAGUAGAGGACUGACAACAAGAAACUCUCGGUUUUGGGCUGCUCUGCUUGUCUUGUUGCUACCUCAACACUAAAAUAAAUGUUUGGACGGUUAGAUGGAGACAAGUAAGCCAUUAAAACAAAAAGAGCCACAUGACAGUGAUUUACUCAGACUACUGAAAUAAUUUUAAACCUUUUAUUGUGAAAACAUAAAUGGGAAGCACACAGAGCACUUUCUGUCUCACUUUUGAACAGCAUUGUCACACUGAUGCUGCAGAAUGACAUAACGUGUGACAUUUUACUUCACAGAAGCUGCUCCGUAGCUGCUUAAUGGACAAUCAUAAUGCUGUCAAAGUGUUAAUUUGUGUACCUCUGCAUUACUUGUAGACUGAACACAGAUGUAAAUAUUUGUUGCAGUCUGUCAAUGGAAUACCUUGAUAGUAUAUUGUUAUUUAUAAAGGACAGAAAGUUUCCAAAUGACAGGUAAAGCCUUCUACAUUUGUUGUAGACAUAACAAAACAGUUUGUUUAAUAGCAAGCAAGCUAGUGUGCAGUUAGAAAUGCCCUUUUAUGAUGAUUUUUUUCUUUCCUGUACAGAAACACACUAAAAUUCUGAAUGCCAUCUUUUCCUUUCAUGCCAGAAUUUACACUGUAAAUGGUAGAGUAUCUCAAAUUUGACCUCAUGUGGUUUUGGGUUUCAGUGUGAUUUGUAUUGCAGGAUGGCAUUUGUUUUGCUUUCUAUUGAAUUAAUUCAAAAAGUGUUUUGAAAUAUACAUUCCAAAUACAGUUGAAAUAGUAAAUAAGUUCAUGACGACCUUAUGUUCAUCAUGGCAGUCAUAUCCAAUCAAACAAAAAAAGAAUUGGAUAGAAAUGCUCUGUCAUUGGUAUAAUGAUUGCAGUUUCUGUUUGUACUUUGUAUUGGAAGCCAAUUACCCUCGCCUACAUUAGUUCAAUGUGCCAUUCUGAUCAUUUGACAGCCGUAAAACUCUGUCCUGCUAUACAGAACGGACAAAGAAGAUAAAUAGCUCCCAUACUGCCAGGUUUUGGUUUACCUCAGAAUAACAAACAUGAGUGGUAGCAGAGAGUCUGUGAAGGCUUAUUGUGAACAUUGAGUAGUAUGCAAGAUAAUGUUUAGCAUAGUCUCCACCACACCUUAACAUAUUGGCAGUGUCACAAACCUAUUGCAGUGUACACAGCGUAAUAAGCUACAGAUUUAUGUACAAUCUUAAUUGAACAGCCUAAUCUCGCCUUUCUGCAGGCUCAACUUCAGUAGAACCUUAUUACUCUUGAAUAUGAGAGUGAGUAUAAAUGCCCAGAGCAGCUGUUCACUAAUAAGAGCAUUACUUCUUUAACUGGGGAGGUUUAAUGUCACAUAGUCUGAAACUGUUCCAGAAACCUAUACUGUAAUGCUGCAUAUUGAAUGGUAGAGAGGACCACUUCUAUGCAAGACAAACAACUGAUCUAUGCAUUAUGUUAAUGACCAAAUGUCAAUCUCCUUCUCAAUGGAUUGUUCAACUCAGAGGAAACAAUGCCACGAGUGAAAACAUUGCACAGAUUCUUUGUUUCACAGCACGAAAGGGUCUACUUUUAUGACUUGACUGAGGGCAAGAUGUCUAUUAUCAUUGCACCCUUGAGAGAUUGCUUUACUCUGUUUAUGGGUAUUUGAGCAUGAGCUAUGCCAUUGCUUUGCCUGUCAUGACAGAAAAAUGUCUUCUAUGGUGUGAUCGCUGUCACUGAGGAAUUCAGGCCUCAACAUUUACGCAGCUUUAUUUACAAGCACUACAAAGGGAACAACCUCAUUCUGUGUGAGUGAUGUUUGCAUCAGAUAUUAAAGGGAAAAUGUUGAGAGAAUUAAUACAAAACUAUAUAAUUAAUCACUCAGUUUCCCAGUAAAUAAUGCAAAGAUUAUGCUUCUGUGUGUGUGUGUGUGUGUGUGUGUGUGUGUGUGUGUGUGUGUGUGUGUGUGUGUGUGUGUGUGUGUGUGUGUGUGUGUGUGUGUGUGUGUGACAUAGGGUGUGUGUCACCGUGUUCUUUGGGAAUUGGCCCUGUAUUUUUUUUUAUUUUAAAGCACAUUUUGACAAGAGGUUAGGGUACAUCAUUUUGUUAGUUGUCAUGUCAUAUUGGUAAUAAUAUGUUUUCCAGGCAAUAUAAUUUGCAUUAUGACAAGUCCCUGUAAAUCAAAAUAGAACAGGACUAAUCCUUUGUGGGAAUCUGUAGACACAUUAAAACUUUCUUUUUCACUUUUUUAUCAGAGGAUCAGAAAGAAACAGGCAGGUGAACCAAAGCCUCUUGUUUUCUCUACAGCUUCCAUUCCUCUUACAUUCAUUUAGUUGCUCUAGUUAGGUUCAAUGAGUAAUUUAACUUCAGCUGGUUUAAAUAUUUCAGAGAUGUUUCCAUCUCACCAAGAAGCUUUUCUGGGGGAAACACACAUUUUUUGUGCCAAACUACUGUAUUGAAUAAGAAUAAGAGUUUCUUGGAACAGGCCCCUAGUUUAUUGAAAUUAUUUUGAUUUUAUACAAAAGACUUUUCCGGUGACAUUUUAGUUUGAAAGUCAAUCACUGGUUUUUUAAGUGAUUUUUGGUUCUUUUUGCUGCUGUACAGACUUUUGUACAAUGAAGGUAUUUUUGUACCAAUUAUUUGAAAAAAACAACGAAUGCACCUUCA